Diprion similis is the source of this 1740-nucleotide messenger RNA. RefSeq names its product probable cytochrome P450 6a13. The transcript is spliced from 4 exons. Gene Ontology annotation, molecular function: iron ion binding; heme binding; oxidoreductase activity, acting on paired donors, with incorporation or reduction of molecular oxygen. The record is from RefSeq and is a predicted model, not a curated record. Lineage: Eukaryota; Metazoa; Arthropoda; Insecta; Hymenoptera; Diprionidae. Bases 148 to 1662 code for a protein of 504 amino acids.
UGCUACAUAUAUCCUUUCACACGUGCGUACUCCCCUCCGGAGUCUCUUAAGAGUAGUUAACGUUGUCACGACGACGGUUCCAGUGAUUUGUCAGUAAAGACUCCGCUGGCUGGGAGUUGAGAUCGUCUAAUUUGUGGCUGCUGCAAAAUGUGGGCUAUCAGUGUCGUGGGUGUGUGGAUGUUGUUGUUGGGCAUACCAACAUCUCUGUACUUCUACCUACGACGGCAGUUUUCGUUCUGGUCCGAUCGGAACGCACCAUACAAGGAGGCGCACUGGCUCUUUGGGAACUUCGCAGAGUUCGUACGCGGUAAACGGUCCCUAGCCGAGGUCACCCUGGACCUUUACAAGGAGUUCAAGGGCUCGAGAUUCGUGGGAAUAUGGGAGUUCCAAUCGCCCUCUCUCUUCGUCCUCGACCCGGAACUUCUGCGUGAUAUUCUUGUCAAGGAUUUCGCGUCCUGGUCGAGCCGAGGGACGGCUGCGAACGUAGACGUCGAUCCGUUGUCCGCGAACUUGAUCCAUCUAAACGGAGACACGUGGAAGUCAGUUCGGGCAAAACUGACGCCCACGUUUACAUCCGGAAAACUCAAGCAGAUGCAUUAUUUGCUGCUCGAGUGUGGCAAGGACUUCGAAAAGUAUCUCAACGCUGUUGCAACUGACGGAAAACCCUUAGAGGCCAGAGAAAUGAGCGCCAAGUUCACCACGGAUGUUAUUGGAUCGUGUGCCUUUGGCAUUCAGAUGAACUCUCUGAACGACGAGGACGCACUCUUUCGUCGUAUGGGAAGAAAAAUCUUUGAGUCAUCGAUCAAGGGGAAAAUUGUCAGGGCGUUUCAACGCCAUUUUCCCAAGACAUUCAAGUUCCUGAAUCUCUCGGCACACGAGCAAGAGCUCACAGAUUUCUUCCUCAAGAUAACUAAGGAGAAUCUCGAAUACCGAGAGAAGAACAACUUGCAGAGGCACGACUUCAUGGACCUUCUUAGGAACAUGCAGAAUUCUGGGGAAUCACUUGGCGAGGAUGAUGUGGUGAUCGAUUACCGAUUUUUGGCCGCUCAAGCCUUCGUCUUCUUCGCGGCCGGAUUUGAGACCAGCUCAACGGUCAUCAGCUUCUGCCUCCACGAGCUGGCCGUAAAUCAGGAUAUCCAGGAUCGACUUCGAGACGAGAUAAACAAAACGAAGGCUGCCAGUAACGGCGAAGUCACGUGGGAUGGUUUAAACAGCAUGAAGUACCUCGACAUGAUUAUUCAAGAGACCCUGAGGAAAUAUCCUCCCAUUCCUGUCACUGCACGGUGUGCUGUAAAGGACUACCGCAUACCCGGAACGGAUAUAGAAGUGCCCGAAAGGACGGGGUGCAUUGUGCCCAUAUACGCCCUCCAUCACGACCCCGAGUAUUAUCCUGAACCGGAGAAAUUCAUCCCCGAGAGGUUCACCGAUGAAGCCAAAAGCCAGAGGCCAGCUUUGGCCUAUCUACCCUUUGGAACUGGACCCAGAGUUUGUAUAGGCUUGCGGUUCGCUGAACAGCAGACGAAGCUGGGACUCGUCAAGCUGAUCGAGAAUUUUAAGAUUACACUGAGCGAAAAUUCACAGAAUCCACUGCUGCUUGAUCCCAAGGCUAGGUUCUUAGCUGCCAAGGGCGGAAUUUGGAUUCAAAUAUCCAGAAUAUCAUAAUAUAAACCGGUUGUGGAAUCUAACGAGUUGUUAUUCUCUGAAGUGAAUUUGAAAUUUAUGACUUGAGGCUAUACGCUU